Sphaerulina musiva SO2202 is the source of this 890-nucleotide messenger RNA. Its product is annotated as class I glutamine amidotransferase-like protein. The transcript is spliced from 2 exons. Gene Ontology annotation, molecular function: glyoxalase III activity. The coding region runs from base 112 to 804 and encodes 230 amino acids. The record is from RefSeq and is a predicted model, not a curated record. Lineage: Eukaryota; Fungi; Ascomycota; Dothideomycetes; Mycosphaerellales; Mycosphaerellaceae.
AUAUAUCUACAUCUCACUCAAUUGAACAAGACUACAGUAUCGAUACCAACCUCCUCUCCAAUCACCAACUUUUUCCACUCCACAGCUACGACACCACCACUACCACCAAUCAUGGCACCUCGCGUACUCUUCGUCCUCACCAGCCACGACAAGAUGGGCAACACCGGCAAGCCCACGGGAUGGUAUCUGCCCGAGUUCGCCCACCCUUACUACAAGCUCGAGGGCAAAGCCGAAAUCGUCAUCGCCUCGCCCAACGGCGGAGCCGCACCCCUCGAUCCCUCCUCCGUCGAGGCCACCAAGGAAGAUGCGGAAUCCGUCAAGUUCUUGAAGGAGAAGGAGGCACUAUGGACAAACACACAGAAGCUGAGUGACUUCGUUGGGAAAGCGGAUAGCUUUGAUGCCAUUUUUUACGUUGGUGGUCACGGACCCAUGUUCGACCUCGCAACCGACGCCACCUCGCACCAAAUCAUCCAAGAAUUCUACGAAUCCGGCAAAGUCGUCUCUGCCGUCUGCCACGGACCUGCCGCCCUCGUCAACGCCAAACUUUCCGACGGAAGCUACUUGGUUGCCGGGCAAGAAGUGACAGGCUUCACCAACACCGAGGAGGAUCAAGUCCAACUUUCUUCUGUCAUGCCGUUUAUGCUGGAGACGGAAUUGGGUGCUCGUGGCGGAAAGUACGUCAAGUCGUCGGAGCCAUGGGCUCCCAAGGUCGUUGCGAGCGGAAAGGGUGGCAAGUUGAUUACGGGCCAGAACCCGGCUUCGGCAGGUCCGAUUGGAGAGGCUAUUUUGGCUGCUAUUCAGUAGAUUGAUGAAGUUUUUGGAUUAGAUUGGAAAGAGGAAUUCUCGAUGAGCCUCUAUGAGAAAUGACAAUUGCAAAAACAAAAGCUUUU